GGCAACUGUCAUUCUCAUUCUAUGUCAUUUGAUCGUGUUGUUAUUGUCGUGCGUAAAUAGAGAAUCCUGUGUUUUUGUGUUUAUUUGUAUAUCGAGUUUUAACAAGUAACCAUGUCAGAAGACAGUAAAGAGGUUGAGCUCCCUCCUCAUCAUGAGCAACAGAGUCUGUGUGCAACUCGCUUGCCUUACCGGCAAGGAAGAAAGUUAACAGCUGUAAAGGCCUAUUCAAUCAAUAACGAAUCGAAGCAUCUACUAGUAUUUGGUGUCCCUGCCCUCAAUCUACGGCAAGAAACUAAAGCUCUCUUUGCAAGAUUCGGUAAAGUACAAUUAAACAUAACGAAGUACCCAGCAGAGCAGUUUACGGAGACUUACCAUGCUAACUUUGAAGAUAUCCAGUCCGCACGGCUUGCGAAGAAGAUGUUAGACACUAAGAACUACUACGGUGGCCAUUUACACAUAAGUUAUGCUCCUGAAUUGGAAACGUUAGAUGAGACGAGACAAAAAUUGUUACUACGUAGACAAAAUGUUGUAGGAAGGCUGAAAAAUUUGGAAAAGUCCACCGAUACUGUGGUACCGGAGGCUAAACUUCAACCUGAAGUUACCGUAGAAGAAAAAGAAGAUUCAAUUAAUAAGAAGAAAGUAUAUAUGGGAGCUAUUAAUGUAAUAGGAGAUAAGCAGAGUAGUAAUAAGAGGAAAAUAACUGAUUAUAAAAUGGUGAAACAUUGUAAGCUUAAAAAAUCUAAGAUAUUUGACAAGAAAUUGGUCUCGGUUACUGCGGGCAGUGUUGUUUCAAAUACAGAGUCUGUUAAAUCAACAACAGUGGUUGAGGAGACGGUGAAAGUGAAUGAUGGACCGUGUGAGGUAGUGGACUGCACUUCGGUGGAGACUGAUGUGAUCACUAAUAUUAAUGAACAUUUGAAUUAUAAUAAUUUUGGUAAAGAAGUUAUUAGAAAAGUACCGCCUAAACCUGUAAAUAAAAUCAGAUUUAUGUUGAAUAAAAAAAGUUUAUUAUGAUAUUUUUGUGUGUUUUCUUUUAUACAGCCUUUUUUUUAUCACGUAUUUGUUUUGACGGUUAAUAAAACAUUUUCUUUUGGGCCGAUGCGACGUUUGGCAGUGAUGAUGCGGCCUACGAUGGAGCACGUCUGCCCAUAAGCAACCUAUUCACUCGGGCUUUGAAGACACCCAGGUUAUACCCAUCAGGAAACACAGACUCCGGCAAGGAGUUCCACUCCCUAGCAGUUCGCACAAGGAAGCUUGAA
Messenger RNA from Spodoptera frugiperda (fall armyworm), 1259 nucleotides. RefSeq names its product RNA-binding protein 48. The transcript has 2 exons. Gene Ontology annotation, cellular component: nucleoplasm. The record is from RefSeq and is a predicted model, not a curated record. Gene Ontology annotation, molecular function: nucleic acid binding. Bases 112 to 1014 code for a protein of 300 amino acids. Lineage: Eukaryota; Metazoa; Arthropoda; Insecta; Lepidoptera; Noctuidae.